CUCAUAACAUUCCCCUCACCCCCAACCACACCCUCUAGAUACCCCAACACAUUCAGUUCCUUUUUGCUUUCAAUAUGUUUGUCUUCAAACGCGAUGGACGCAAGGAACGCGUUCAGUUCGACAAAAUCACUGCCCGGGUGUCCCGCCUGUGUUAUGGCUUGGAUCCGGAGCACGUCGACCCUGCUGCUAUCACAAUGAAGGUCAUCUCUGGUGUAUACCAAGGUGUCACAACUAUCCAACUCGAUGAUCUGGCUGCCGAGACUGCAGCGUACAUGACAGUCACUCACCCCGACUAUGCGAUUCUCGCCGCGCGUAUUGCCGUGUCAAAUCUGCACAAGCAAACAAAGAAGCAGUUUUCUUCCGUUGUAUCCGACCUACACCACUACGAAGACCCCACCAACAACAAGAAGCUACCAAUGAUAUCCAAGAGCGUCUAUGAUAUUGUCAUGAAGCAUGAAGAGGAAUUGAACUCGGCUAUAGUAUACGACCGAGAUUUCAACUACCAAUUCUUUGGCUUCAAGACCCUGGAACGAUCAUAUCUCCUCCGCAUCGACGGCAAGGUCGCUGAACGCCCGCAACACAUGCUUAUGCGUGUGGCAGUGGGAAUUCACGGAGAAGACAUCGAAAAAGCCAUCGAGACGUACCACAUGAUGUCACAAAAGUACUUCACUCACGCGUCACCCACAUUGUUCAAUGCCGGAACACCUUCACCUCAAAUGUCGUCAUGCUUCCUCAUCGACAUGAAGGAAGACAGCAUUGAGGGUAUUUACGAUACUCUCAAGACGUGUGCCAUGAUCUCCAAGACUGCUGGCGGUAUUGGUCUGAACGUUCAUCGCAUCCGUGCGACUGGUGCUUACAUUGGUGGUACUAAUGGCACCUCUAACGGUCUCAUUCCUAUGCUUCGUGUAUACAACAACACUGCUAGGUAUGUUGAUCAAGGAGGCAACAAGCGCCCAGGUGCGUUCGCUAUCUACCUCGAGCCAUGGCAUGCCGAUGUCUUCGGCUUCCUAGAUCUCAGGAAGAAUCACGGAAAGGAAGAAGUUCGCGCUCGCGAUCUCUUCUACGCUUUGUGGAUUCCUGACCUGUUCAUGAAGCGUGUCCAGGAGAACGGCGAAUGGACACUGUUCUGCCCCAAUGAAGCUCCGGGUCUUGCUGAUGUCUAUGGCGAUGAGUUUGAGGCACUAUACCACAAGUACGAGGCUGAAGGUCGUGGACGUGAGACUGUUCGCGCCCAGAAGCUUUGGUAUGCCAUUCUUGAGGCUCAAACCGAAACCGGCAACCCAUACAUGCUCUACAAAGAUGCCUGCAACCGCAAGAGCAACCAGAAGAACCUUGGAACCAUCCGAAGCUCAAACCUGUGCACCGAAAUCAUCGAGUAUACAGCUCCUGAUGAAGUCGCUGUCUGCAAUCUUGCAUCCCUGGCUCUACCAAUGUUUGUGGACACCAAGCGGGGCGAGUUUGACUUCCAGAAGCUGCACGACAUCACACAGAUUGUCACUCGCAACUUGAACAAGAUCAUCGAAGUCAACCACUACCCAGUACCAGAGGCUCGCAAGAGCAACUUCAGGCACCGACCGAUUGGGCUUGGUGUUCAGGGCCUUGCUGAUGCCUUCCUUAGUCUGCGCAUGCCCUUCGAUUCUCCUGAAGCUCGCAAGCUCAACACGCAAGUCUUUGAAACCAUUUAUCACGCUGCCUUGACUGCUUCCUGUGGGCUUGCCAAGGAGCUUGGUCCUUACGAAACCUACGAAGGCUCUCCCGUUUCUCAAGGUAUCCUACAAUAUGAUAUGUGGAAUGUCACCCCUACCGAUCUCUGGGAUUGGUCCUCGCUCAAGGCACAGAUUGCGGACCACGGUGUUCGCAACUCUCUUCUGGUUGCGCCUAUGCCUACAGCCUCAACUUCACAGAUCCUCGGAAACAACGAGUGCUUUGAGCCAUACACUUCAAACAUCUAUUCCCGUCGUGUUUUGGCCGGAGAGUUCCAAGUGGUCAACCCUUGGCUCCUCCGCGAUCUUGUCGAGAUGGGCUUGUGGUCUGACAAUAUGAAGAACCGCAUCAUUGCAGACGGCGGUUCCAUUCAGAAUAUUCCCAACAUCCCUGAUGAUAUCAAAGCGCUCUACAAGACUGUUUGGGAAAUUUCCCAGCGUACCAUUGUGCAGAUGGCUGCCGAUCGUGGUGCCUUCAUCGAUCAAUCUCAAUCACUCAACAUUCACAUGAAGGAGCCUACUAUGGGCAAAAUCACCUCCAUGCAUUUCGCAGGCUGGAAGCUUGGACUUAAGACUGGCAUGUACUAUCUACGAACCAUGGCUGCUUCGGCUCCCAUCCAGUUCACUGUCGACCAGGAAGCACUGAAGGUUGCCGACACAAAUGUCGCAAAGACAUUGAAGCGUAAGGGCGGUGCACCUUCGCCAUCGGCUCCCUCAGUGCCUCGUCCAAUGCAUCUGACAAAGUCACCAAACGGAGCGCCGACUGAUAAUGGUUAUCCCACACCAACUGCCACCCCUCCGCCUGCUUCUGAAAUCAAGUCUGCCAACGUCGUCAAGAAUGAUGCCCUCGACCCAAAGCCUAUCAAGGCUGAUGUGGAUGAGGGUGACAGUCCCAAGGUCUUGGCCGCCGAACCAAACGGCAAGCCGGUCGAAGAGGAGAAGCUUCCUGAGCCUGCCACCAAGCAGGAUGAGGAUGGGGAUGAGAGUGCCAACCGUGAAGGCGAUAUCUACUCCGAUGCCGUACUCGCAUGUUCGAUAGAAAACAAGGACGCAUGCAUCAUGUGCAGUGGUUAG
Periconia digitata is the source of this 2777-nucleotide messenger RNA. NCBI's taxonomy places the organism in Eukaryota, Fungi, Ascomycota, Dothideomycetes, Pleosporales, Periconiaceae. The record is from the annotation of a GenBank genome assembly.